AUGGGGCGGGAGCUGCAGGCAGCGGCCUUCUCCUCCCUGCUCGAGGGCAUCAAGGCGGCGGGGCUUCGGCGGAAGCUGGUGGAGCACCUGAUGCGCCAUGCGGUCGCGGAGGCUGCGGCAGCUAUCUUCCAAGGCUCGGAGCAGACCGAUCCUUUGGAGUGCGAGCCCUGCCAGGUGUUGAACAAGUUCGAGGGCACCUUGAGGCGUGCUGGCAGCUGCAUGGGCUUGGACCAGGCCGCCACCACAGAGCAAGUGCGCAAGAAACUCGUGGACAAUGGGCUGAAACACCUCGUCAAGGAAUGGUUUUCAUAUCGGGCUGGGCGACGUGCCUGCGCCCACCCUCCAGGGGACAUGCAGCAGAGGGUGCUCGCGGCGCUGAACAGCGACAGCAUGUGCAGCGAGAUCAAGCAUGGCAUGCCAACGGAGACCCAAGCGAAUGCGAAGAAGAAACACUUGGUGCGCGCAGGCCUGCGGUGA
Prorocentrum cordatum is the source of this 477-nucleotide messenger RNA. The record is from the annotation of a GenBank genome assembly. NCBI's taxonomy places the organism in Eukaryota, Dinophyceae, Prorocentrales, Prorocentraceae.